This is a messenger RNA of Paramecium sonneborni, 1749 nucleotides long. Lineage: Eukaryota; Ciliophora; Oligohymenophorea; Peniculida; Parameciidae. The record is from the annotation of a GenBank genome assembly.
AUGAAUAAUUAAGAAUGUCCUCAUGGUUGUGGUAGAAAAUUUGAAGACAAUUAAAAAUUAGAAGAUCAUAUAAAAAGAAGACAUUUUCUUUAAUAGAAAAUAAAUCCAAGUGUUUAUGAAAACUCAAAUACAAUUGAGAUAUAAAAAAGAUUAAAUGUGUUAAGACCAAAAUUACCAUAAUUAUAAGGAAAUCAUUAGUAAACACAUUAAACAUCUUCAAUGAUAUAAUAAUAAAUAUCAGAAUAAGUUACUUAAUAAUUACCACCAAAACCAAUUUCGAAAUUAUAAUUACAAUUCAAAAAAAAUCCAAAACUUCGUCCAAGUUCAAGUAAUAGAAAAUUAGAUGAUGUAUAAAAAAUUGGUGAUUAAAAAGAUAAAGAUUCAAAUGAUAAUAAAGAAAUAUAAAAGAUGGUAAAGAUAAUCGAACCUUCUCCAGUUAUAUCAGCAAAAGAUUUAGUGGAAGCUAGAAAAUUAAUAACUAAAUAAUUCAUAUGUACUAAUAGUGAUGGUUCUGAUUUAGAAUCAGUUACACAUUUAACUUUAAAUGAUAAAAAUCUCUUGAUUUUUGAAAGUACAACGGAAGUUCCAUUUUAAGAACUAAUGUAAUCCUAUAUUAAUUUGUUAGUGCCUUAAAGAGUCUAUCAUUAUCAUAAAACAAACUCAUAAAUGUUAUAGGAAUCAGUGUGUUACAUAAUAUUGUUGAUUUGAAUAUUAAUAACAAUAAAAUAACUACACUUUAACCAUUGGGAGAAUGUAAAAGAUUACAAAAAUUGUAUGCCAAUUCAAAUCUUAUUAAUACUAUAGAUAUGGGAUUAAUGAUUCACUUAAAGAUCUUUUAAGUUGGUAAUAAUUAAAUUACUGAUUUUGAACAUUUAAUCAAUAGUAUUAAAUUAAUGCCAAGUUUAAAAGAUCUUGUUGUUGAAAGUAAUCCUUGCACUUCAAAAUAUGCUUAUAAAUAUGAUAUAUUAUGGACUGUAUUCUUAGAUAAAUUAGAUAAUUUAAUUAUUACAUAAUAAGAUUAUAAUUUAGCCUAAGCAUUUAAAGAUAGCAAAUAAGAAUCUAAAUUAUCACAAAGUAUGAAUUUUUAAAAAGGAAUCAGACCUUAGACAGCUUCAACUAUACAUAAUAAUAAUACAUUUUUAUAAGAUCCAUAAAUUGAUAAUUCUUAAAACAAUUUAGUUUUAGAAUAAAUCAAUUAAGAAUUAGAAGAAGAAAUUGAAGAAUUAUAUGACAUUAAUUAUAAUCUAAGAGAAAAAAUUGAUAAACUUGAAAAAUAAAAUGUUGAAUAUAGAAUUAUAGCUGAUAGAGUUCCAUUUUUAGAAGAAUAAUUAUAAGAUAUGAGAUCUAAAAUUAGUGCUUAUGAGUCUUUAAUCAUAUUUAAAGAUUCUCCUGAUGUAGAAUUAAGAAAACAUAUUUUUGCUUUAACUUAAGAAUUAGAAAAAUUAAAGAACAAUCAACAUAAUGAUCAUUACGAAGAUGAAAAUCAAAAUAAAUUUAAUAAUAAUCAAUCUAAAUUCUAAAAUACAGAAACUACAUUCAUUUAAUAAUUAUCAUAAGCAGAAAGUGAUUCUGAUAAUAAAAAUGAUGAUGAUGAUGAUGAUGAUAAAUAUUUGUAAUCUUUUUAUUUAUACUUUUAGCCGAGAUGAUGAUAAUAUAUCAUAAAUACCAGGAUAAGAAAUUAUGGAGUUAAUUAUGAGAAAUUCAAUGACAUUGAGCAAGCUUAAAAGUGAAUUUAAAGACAUCAAUUGA